Dendrobium catenatum is the source of this 1022-nucleotide messenger RNA. RefSeq lists its product as uncharacterized. The transcript has 2 exons. The record is from RefSeq and is a predicted model, not a curated record. NCBI's taxonomy places the organism in Eukaryota, Viridiplantae, Streptophyta, Magnoliopsida, Asparagales, Orchidaceae. The coding region runs from base 384 to 848 and encodes 154 amino acids.
AUUCUCCAAAGCAAAGACAUCGGCAUGAAAUCCCUUUCUUUAUCUGAAUUCACAGAGAGAAGGAAGAGAGAAAGGGCUGAAAUCUCGCUGAGGAGAUCGUCACGCUUCUUCUGAUCGAUACGAUAUUACUUGGUUCCAUUGCAGCGAUCAAUCUGUGCGUGAUUUGAUCCUGAAAUGUCUCUGGCCGGAGAUGAUCACAUUGUCUCCGUGAUAAGGAAGGAAGAGGCCGCGGAAACGGAGGCGAUCGCUCGGGAUACAUCCGUUAUAUGGGAGAAGGAGCGAUAGUUCAACCGUUUCCAAUCUAAUUCACCACAAAUAUCUUAUUAAAUUCAAUCGACCGUUUUCGACAACCAAAUCGUUUUUCCGUUUAAAUUGCGAGAGAGAUGUCGAUCUCGGCUACGGAGGCGAAGGCGGCGCCGGCGACGCAAGUAGAGGUGGAGUUCGCCAAGUGUGAAUGCUGCGGCCUGACUGAGGAGUGUACGCCGGCGUACAUCGUGGGUGUGCGGGAAAGGCACCAUGGCCGAUGGAUCUGCGGUCUCUGCACCGAGGCCGUUGCAGAUGAGAUCGGCCGUGCGGAUCAACGGAUCUCCUCGGAGGAAGCGCUCGCCCGCCAUAUGAGUUUUUCUCGCGAUUUCCGCUUCCGCGCCGUGUCUCAGGAUCCGUCGGAAUCCGCUGAAUAUCUAAUCUCCGCCAUGCGACUUCUUCUGCGCCGCAGCCUUGAAUCGCCGCGGUCGCUGAGGUCGACGCCGGCGAGCCCGCGCCGGCGGAUGGAGGAAGAAAAAGCCGAUGAUGUCCCACGGCCAUCUCUCACACGGUCCGGUAGCUGCUUCCCCACCAUCGCUGGCUGAAAGAAACCGAAGGUUAUCGAUCAGCCUCCAAGUACUUUACAUAUGCUGAUGAAAUGUAAGAAAUAAACAGCAUAUUUCUCCAUUGGUAGCUCAAUGGUUAAUGCUUUCUUGUAAGUUGAAGAACUUCAAGCCUUUUCGUAGUUUAUUAAAUUUUGUCCUCAUUUUCAUUUCUGA